Molecule: messenger RNA, 741 nt
Organism: Sungouiella intermedia
Lineage: Eukaryota; Fungi; Ascomycota; Pichiomycetes; Serinales; Metschnikowiaceae
Source: the annotation of a GenBank genome assembly
AUGACCCUAACUCCAGACACAUGUGCCAUGAGAUGGGAAGAAUCGAUCUUUGACCUCACAUUUCUUCAGGACUACCCACUCCUGAAAUCCUCCACCUAUGACCAAGAAACACUGGUGUCAAUGAUUAAAGAUAUGGACCACUCUUAUGAGCCAAACUCCCCUCUUCCUCCCGGUACCAUCUUGAUGUAUUCAACAGAACAGUCACUACAGCUCGAUCGUCCAGGGGUGGUUGGAACUGUGGGCCCCUUAGUCGGAAUUCAAUCAGAUCAUCGCAAUUCCUUCCAUGUGCACUGUGCCAUUCGUAACACAGUCAGGAAAGAAUUCAAACUUGAAGACAAUUAUCGCCGUCUCAUCUCUGGCGGUUUACUGACUCUGCCGAGAGACAAGAAAAGAAGAAAUCCCACCGAUUGUGACUGGAAACCUGAAUCAAUUUACAAGACAUACGUUGACUGCAAGCCAGAAUUCUUUGAAAAGUCCGACUACCAGGACCACAUUCCCACCAGCUCAUGCUUUGGAAAGAUCAAUAUGCGUAUUCCUAAAGCCUGGUCUCGCGGUCCAAACCGUCCUAACCGUCCCAAAAGGAGACGAACCAGGAAGAGAAACACUUCGUCUGAAGAAUCCAAUACUCGUCUGUCUUCUCUUGCUGACCAAGAAGAGAACACGCAAUAUAUUGAGACAUCAUUCAACUCACAAUUUCCAACAAUCACCGAUCCGCUUGCAUUUGAGUUCCUCUUUCCGUGA